CAGUUCCGCAAAUCCUUCAGUCUGUUUUGACGUUUCUGUGGAAGAGAGCUCCUUAAAAUUUACUAAACAAGUCCACAAGAGCCAGGUGACUACCGACGUGCCGACGGGUAAAAACAAAGAGACAAAAUGGCAUCUGACUCUCCACGCAGACCGAGCCGCUGUGCUGGAGGGGUUGUGGUGCGAGCACAAGCUGCCACGGAGCAGUCCUACAUGGAAAGUGUGGUGACUUUCUUGCAGGAUGUGGUCCCCCAGGCAUACACCGGGGCUCCUCCAACUGACGAGAAAGAGAAAAUAAUUUGGGUCCGAUUUGAGAAAGCUGACAUCAAUGACACUGCUCGCAACCCAGAGUUCAUGGAGAUGCACAGUGGUACUACUGACCCUCCCCUCUGCCUCAUGAUUGGCUACGCUGACGGGAUGCAGAUCUGGAGCAUAUCUUUGGCAGGAGAGGCUCAAGAGCUGUUUUCUGUGCGCCAUGGUCCGGUACGAGCAGCCCGCAUCCUGCCAGCCCCUCAUAUCAGUCCACUGAAGAUGGACAGCUUUGCUGACAAGAGGCCCCUCUUGGGGGUAUGCAAGAGCACAGGGUCCUCUGGGACAAGCCCCCCAUACUGCUGUGCGGACCUGUAUUCUCUGCGAACAGGAGAAAUGGUCAAAUCAAUUCAGUUCAAGACGCCUAUUUAUGACCUACACUGCAACAAACAGAUUUUAGUUGUCAGCCUACAAGAGAAGAUUGCAGCGUUUGACAGCUGCACCUUCACCAAGAAGUUCUUUGUUACAAGCUGCUAUCCCUGCCCCGGUCCCAGCCUCAAUCCAAUAGCCCUGGGAAGCCGCUGGCUAGCCUAUGCUGAGAAUAAGCUGAUCCGGUGUCACCAGUCUCGCGGAGGGGCUUGUGGUGACAAUGCCCAGUCCUACACAGCUACAGUGAUCAACGCUGCCAAAACUUUAAAGACGGGGCUGACCAUGGUGGGUAAGGUUGUCACACAGUUGGCAGGCACCCUGCCAGCGGGAACCCCGGACGAGGAGGGCACGCCACACAGCGCGAGUCGCCGCAGCCCACACAACCCCGGUGUGGUCACCAUCAUUGACACACACAAUGUUGGUGAAGGACAGGUCUUGGUGAGUGAGGACUCGGACGGAGAGGGAGUGGUGGCUCACUUCCCAGCUCAUGACAAACCCAUAUCCUGCAUGCAAUUCAACCCCAGUGGAAUGCUGCUGGUGACUGCGGACACGUUGGGCCACGAUUUUCACGUGUUCCAGAUCCUCACUCAUCCAUGGGCGUCCUCACAGAGUGCCGUUCACCAUCUCUACACACUGCACCGUGGGGAGACCGAGGCCAAGGUCCAGGACAUGUGCUUCAGCCAGGACAGCCGCUGGGUGGCCAUCAGCACCCUUCGCGGCACCUCCCACGUCUUUCCGAUCAACCCCUAUGGCGGCGCUCCCUGCGCCCGCACCCACAUGUCCCCGCGAGUGGUCAACCGGAUGUCCCGCUUCCAGAAGAGCGCGGGCCUGGAGGAGAUCGAGCAGGAGCUCAACAGGGCCAGCGCUUUAGGAGGAGGAGCAGGGGUUGCAGGAGGCGCCUGUGUCCUCGUCGGUGGAGGAGGCAUUGGGGGGCGCUGCAGCCCCAUCCCGGGGCUCUCCAGCAGCCCCUCGGGGUCCCCCCUGCAUGCCAAGCUGAGCAGCCAGGAUUCCUACAACAACUUCACAAACAACAACAUGGGUAACCCUCGGCUGUCCCCGCUGCCCAGCCUCACCGUGGUCCUGCCUCUGGCGCAGAUCAAACAGCCCAUGACCCUGGGCACCAUCACCAAACGAACCGGACCCUACCUCUUUGGGGCGGGAUGUUUUGCCAUUAAAACUCCAUGCAAAGCUAAGCCACCCCCUCAGAUCUCACCCAGCAAGUCCAGUGGAGGAGAGUUCUGCGUGGCCGCUGUCUUUGCCUCCUCUCGCUCCUGGUUCAUCACCAACCCCAACAUGAAAAGAGAGAAAGACCAGUCCAGGCAGUCGGUUGUGGACUCACUGUACAUCCUCAGUUGCUAUGGUAACUUGGUGGAGCAUGUCCUGGAGCCCCGGCCAAUCAGCACGGCUCAGAAGAUAAGCGACGAUACACCUUUGGAGCUCAGCACCUGUCCGAGGGCCUGCUGGACUCUAGCCAGGACACCACAGUGGAAUGAACUACAGCCACCCUUCAACUCCAACCAUCCCUUGGUGCUGGCCUCGGACCUGGUGCAGUACUACCAGUAUCUCCUAGCUGCGAUGCCCCCAGGAAGCCCGGGUCCCAUCACACGUCACGAGUCGUCAGACAGCCUUGCGUCAGACCACAGCGGCCAGGAAGAUGAGGAGUGGCUAUCCCAGGUGGAGAUUGUGACCCACACAGGGCCCCACCGGCGGCUGUGGAUGGGACCCCAGUUUCAGUUUAAGACCAUUCACCCCUCAGGCCAGACCACAGUCAUCUCCUCCUCCUCCUCAGUGCUUCAAUCCCAGGGCCCCACCGAUGUCCAGCAGCCCCUCCUGGACUUUGACACCGACGACCUAGACCUGCACAGCCUCAGGAUCCAGCCGGUGCGUUCAGAGCCAGUUAGCAUGCCUGGCUCAUCAAGACUGGUGGCUGAUCGCCGAGGACAGUCCAACAUCAUAGACACUGGAUCAGGGCCGUUUGACGGGCGUGGCGUGACACUGCUGGAAGUGUGCGGCAGCUGGCCGGAGAGUUUCGGUGUGCCGCGGCACAACAUGGGCUCAGCGGACGCCGGCGACGAGGGCCUUCGAGAGAGACUGGCCGACGCCAUGUCCGAGUCUCCCUCAAGGGACAUCGUGGGAUCUGCCACAGAGCUGCAGAGGGAGGGCAGCAUCGAGACCCUCAGCAACAGCUCCGGCUCCACCAGCGGCAGCAUCCCCCGUAACUUCGAGGGCUACCGAUCCCCCCUGCCCACCAACGAGAGCCAGCCGCUCAGCCUCUUCCCGUCUGCCUUCCCCUAGACAGCCAGCCACCUCCAACCCCCGACCCCCAAACUCCCCCCCGCCCCUCCACCAGGAAGAACCACCACGGCCGUCCAGCCCACCUACCAACCUACCAUCCAUCCAGAAAGAGCAUGUAAACUCCCAGUGUCACACUGGCACACGGCCGUGUUGAGCAGGAGCCAGCACCGUGUCUGCCGCUGGUAUUUCUCAGUACGGCGUGUUGCUGCUGUUCCUGUCUAGCUGAGCAAUGGCCAGAGGUCAUUACAGCUACACAUUAGCAUUUAGUUACCAGGGUUUGAUCGAUAUAGGUUUUAAAAGCUGCUACUGAUAUUUUUUAAUUGAAGCUGACGAUAUUUUAUGUCCAGUAUCUUAAAAAAUAGUUUUCCCCUCAGAGUUUCUUUCUUGUCAGGGCAGGAAAGCCACUGAAACAGCAUUUACACCUUGACAGGACAUUAAAACAACCCUGACCCCUGUCAAGGCUACAUAGAAACUACCGAAAACUCUGCAACACAUUAAGCAUUCAUGAAAAAGAAAAUAUUUCCACAAGAUUAUUGAACAGCUAAAUAAAUAACCAGAUGCAGUACAGAUGCAGCUCCAUCUUAUCAAUAGGGCGUAACACUUUUGAAACCCAUGAUUAUAAUAAAAGUAAUACUAAUACAAAUCAACAAGGCUCAUUAGAAUCAGCUCAGGUUAACAGACCGUACCAGUCAUUUUGCAUGUUGACAUAAUAUCGACAAAAUGUAUAAACAUGUUGCUGCUACUCUUUUUCCAAAGCAAGCAGAUGUUUUUUGUUUUUGUUUUUUUUUUUUUGUUUUUUUUUGUUUUAAUUCCGAUAUCACUUUGCUUAUGAAAAUGAACUUUGAGAGACUUUGGUCUUUCUUCACACCAGUACUCCAUCACUGUGAUAAAGUCGUCCAAAUUAGUUUUCCAAAAAGCAGCAACACCGUUGGGUUUUGAUGAUUUAAAAUUGCAGGCAGAGUGAAACGCUGCCUCCUCCGCCAGGGAAAAAAUAGACCCUGCAGCAACAUUUGCUUCCCACAGCCAUUUAUCAGUUCUGUGGUUUAUGAAUGGUGACGACUUUGUCAGCCACAGAAGCAAAACAUUACAAGGUGAAAAUGGGGGGUUUGAUUAUAUGUUGUGAAAUCUUAAAUGCGCCGGCAUAAAUGUUUUGUUGUGGGGAAAAUGUACAUUCAAGAUCACUGGUACGGUUCCAAAUGACAGAACUCAUCACGUCUGUCGUGUCAGAAGUGAGUGGAUCCCAUCAGGUUUUUAAUAAAAGCCCGGUAUCGGCCUCGUAUGUCGGUCUAACCCUGGUUAUCAUCAUCCUGUUUCCCAAAGCAGCAGUUGUGUUGGGAAUCACCUGCUGGCAGCCAGUUGAUAAAGGCAUUGUGGGAAACCCGCCACCAUCCUGUCUCCUCCCCGCUCUGAUGCUGGCAGCCCCCCACCCCCCUCCACCUCGCCAUCACGACAUGUCCGUCUGUGUCUGACUGACGUUUUACGGUGUGCCUACUGUCCGGAUGAGCCAUACAAAAGGGAGACCAGGCUGUGAAGGAGCGUUUAUUCCAGUCAGCGACGUGUAGCACCUCCCUACCCCCCCCCCCCCCCCCCCACACACACACACACACACACACACACAUACACACCCACCUUGUGUGUUUGUAUGAUCCCAUUUCAAUGUGCUCUCAUCACCUCUUCAACUAUUUUUGAUUCUCCUCCUUUUAUGCCUUUAACUUCAGUUUUUUGUUUUUUGUUUUUUUACAAGUGACAAAAAAAGAGAUGGCAUAGAUGAGUUCCUGUUUUGCUGAAGUUAUUUAGAAGUUUCCAGUGUAAUUGAGAUGAAAUUGUUUAGAUAUAUAUUCCCUACUCAGCCUUUCCACAUAGUAAAUUUUAAUUGACCUGAGUGAUAAUAGUGGCUUGGUGGCGACCUCGUGCAGCCAUCAUGCUGUAUUGUUUAUAUUACGACCAAAAUUCUCUUUCCAUGUAUAGUUGUAGAUCUCUCUAAAACUUAAAAAAAAAACUAUAUAUUCUUUAAAUGUAUGUAUACUAAUAUUUCCCAUAGGAAAUUCUCUCUCUCUCUCUUGCUUAGACGUUUGCCAUCUGAUUAUCAGAAAGCUGCAGGUUUGUGCUUUGAGGUUAAAGGUCAUCCCUCUAAUAAACAAAAUUUGCGAAUUUGCUUUUCCAAACCGAAGCAGAAUGUCUGGCUUUGUGAAAAAAAAUCAAAUGCACUAUUCACCAAAAAGGAGGAAAAAAAACAAAAAGAAAAACGGGUUCUUAAUGUUUCCUCGCUGAAGAUUCAGUGUUAAUCGAAGCGAGAUUUAUUAAAAAAUAUAUAUAUACUAUCUAAAUCCAAUGUUUUCUGUUUGAGUGUCGGACUUGCUGCAUGUCUGGCUGAGCUUGGCCUGCCGCUGCUUGGUCACUGGACGAUGGGACUGAAAAGGGCAUGAAUUUAUUCCCCCUAAUUCAGAACACAUGCUUGUUAUUGACUGUAAUAUUUGUUUUGUAAAAUACAGAGUUGUUCUUUGCCCUGCAUUCAUGCAACUGAAAUAUAAUAAAACUUGAGGAAAUAAAACUGUCCAACUCUC
Myripristis murdjan (pinecone soldierfish) is the source of this 5534-nucleotide messenger RNA. RefSeq names its product BCAS3 microtubule associated cell migration factor (gene bcas3). The record is from RefSeq and is a predicted model, not a curated record. Gene Ontology annotation, cellular component: cytoplasm. The coding region runs from base 127 to 2970 and encodes 947 amino acids. Lineage: Eukaryota; Metazoa; Chordata; Actinopteri; Holocentriformes; Holocentridae. The transcript has 25 exons. Gene Ontology annotation, molecular function: protein binding. Gene Ontology annotation, biological process: response to starvation; autophagy.